This is a messenger RNA of Drosophila bipectinata, 1186 nucleotides long. It is a transcript of the gene Rheb, whose product is annotated as Ras homolog enriched in brain. NCBI's taxonomy places the organism in Eukaryota, Metazoa, Arthropoda, Insecta, Diptera, Drosophilidae. Gene Ontology annotation, biological process: small GTPase-mediated signal transduction. Gene Ontology annotation, molecular function: GTPase activity; GTP binding; GDP binding. The record is from RefSeq and is a predicted model, not a curated record. Gene Ontology annotation, cellular component: plasma membrane.
UACUGAUAUCGAUAUAUUGUUAUUCUGACAUAUGAACAACCCUAUUGAAAAUCCACUGUUUCCGACGAUCUAAUACAUAAUAAUUGAAUUAAAUACCGCUAGGAAACGCAUCAGCUGUGAUAGCAACAAGUAACUGGAGCAAGUCUCGUACAGCUAAAAGCAAUAUUUCUUCCUAAGGAAUCGCAUUUCAAAGCGAACGGGGCACACACCCACAGUCACGCACACAAAGGCAAAGGGGCGACAACAAAAAAAAAAGUGUGGAAAAAGCCCCCAAACGCAUAGCUUUUUUUUUAAUAUUUAUAAACAUUAGAGACGCUUAAAAUGCCACCAAAAGAACGCAAUAUUGCCAUGAUGGGCUACCGUUCAGUGGGAAAAUCAUCACUCAGCAUACAGUUCGUGGAAGGCCAGUUCGUCGACUCUUAUGACCCCACCAUCGAGAAUACAUUCACCAAGGUCACUCGUGUUAACUCGCAGGACUACAGUGUCAAGCUCAUCGACACAGCUGGUCAGGACGAGUACAGCAUAUUCCCUGUGCAAUACAGCAUGGACUUUCAUGGAUAUGUUUUGGUUUAUUCUAUAACAAGUAAAAAAUCCUUUGAGGUUAUUCAAAUUAUCUACGAGAAGCUGUUGGAUGUGAUGGGAAAGAAAUAUGUACCUGUAGUGUUGGUGGGCAAUAAAAUCGAUUUGCAUCAGGAACGAACCGUUUCCACGGAGGAGGGCAAAAAACUGGCAGAAUCCUGGCGAGCUGCAUUCCUGGAAACAUCCGCUAAACAAAAUGAGUCUGUGGGGGAUAUUUUCCACCAGCUACUAAUCCUGAUCGAAAACGAGAAUGGAAAUCCUCAGGAAAAGAGCAGCUGCCUAAUAUCAUAAGAACCUGCAUAGCUGGAAUUAUGGCCAAACUGUUAAGGAAUGUGGCGAUUCGUGAUGGCAAUAUGAAAAUCGAUUAUCUCUUAUCUACACAGUCGGGUCCGCAUGCAUCAACGGGACAGGCCAUGCCCCUUGUGCGCAGCAGGAAAUAACUACAAAACCCUAUAGCUUUAAGUUCACCAAUUAACCAAUAUGAACCGAUUUAGAUGCGCUCAGCUGGUCUUUGUAGUUCGCCUAUAGCGCAAAACAACAGGGUUAAGUUAGUACAUUUUUCACAACAAUAAUUCAGUUACAAAGUUCAUAAAAAAAUUUACCAAUA